UGAGGAACAUUAUGUUCUGCGGCUGCUGAUUGUGGUCGGAAACUAUUCGCGGACGUACUGGGAGCUGUUUAUAAACAACACCUCUGUCCGAAGAGGCAGCGAAUUGUUGUCUGAACGUUUAAGUUUUUCUUCACAAUAUGGAGGCUCGCAGUAGUCAUUAGCGAGUGUAAAUGACUUUGUCGAGUUGUCUUUUUACUGGGACAGUUCGUGCGACGUGGCCUCGAAAUGUGGACUGAAGGGAACAGUAGAAGGCGUCAUCAAACCGUUUACGUCACUCCGAAGUUAAUUGCCAUUAACGCUGGAACAAACGAAACAACAAUAUCUGUGGGCGCAGCGAGAUAAAGCUGAGCAGGUGUCUUGUCAAAGUUACGCAGUAGUGUUGGCUGUGGGCAGUCAGCGGGACACAUGGCAGAGGAAGGCAACAAGCUGACACUGAGGCGCCUGGAGGCACCGAUCCACAAGUUCAUUAAAGUGGCUCUGCCCACAGACCUGGAGAGACUGCAGAAACACCAUAACAACAUACUGAAGUACCAGCAUACCCAGCAAUGGGAUCGCCUUCAUCAGGAGCAUAUUAAUGCCAGCAGAACUGUUCAGCAGCUGAGAGCCAACAUGAGAGAGAUGGAGAAGCUGUGCACUCGGGUCCGUGCUGAAGACGCCGACGCUCUGGAAGCGCUCAUCAAGCCGGUCAGAGACAGGGCGUCAGCCGCUGCACAGGACUUCCUCCGUUUGCACUCUAACCCCGAGCCUCAGCCCGCUCCAGCGUCACCACCUGCCACUCAUUCAUCCAGCUGUGCAUCCAGUAGCUGCCACACUGAUGACAAUACGGGCGACGUACCAGGAUUUGGCAGGCAAAGCCAGGUCCAGCUCCCAGAAAUCCCUCCUGAUCAGAGAGCAGCUGAGUCCUGGGAUAACCUGGAAGAGGUAUGCACGUCUGGAACAAGCUUUAGUCUGCAAGUCAUAGUCGGAUAUGUUCUAAUUGUUAGGUAAGCUGUAUGUAAAUGUCGAGCUUUAAGCCUGUGUGCUGAUUAUAAAUAAAAAAUCAUUUGUCCGUUAUGGUGGGGUGUUAUUAUCCUACAAGUUUUGACUUAUUUCUUUGCUGUGAUCUCAUAGCAAACAAAGAAGUCGAUUUAUUGUUUCAGGCAUGCAAUUUCAAUCUCUCUUUUUUUUCUUCUUCUUUUUAGGCCUAAUAGGAUAAUAGCAAACCAACAAAACUAUGCCUUACAUUUGUUGCUGUAUCCACAGUCGCUGCUAUUGACUGGGUGGUGUUCUGUGGUCCUUUUUAGUGUGCUGAUAGAGAAGCAUAGGGUGAGGGGUUUCUCGUAUGCAUGAACUCUCACCUGGAAAAAGACUUUAAAAGCAACACAGCGGGCGUUUUUUUUCACAGGCGACAUGUCAUAGUUAUCAGCAUGGUACGAGAACCCUGAAACUCACACAGCUAAAUUUAAAUUCAUGAUUUAUUUCACAUGUAUGCCAUGAUAUCUGUUCCUGCAGACACAUUUAGAUCUAUAGCACAUCCUAAUUAGUCACUCUCGUUAAUGCAGUUAUGAAUCCCAUUCACUGACAGUCUGGACACUUUGUAGCUGUAGAUUUGUACGAUAAGCACCUCAAACAAAUCAAUACAGCAUUUUAAUUUUUUUUUUCUUCC
Molecule: messenger RNA, 1645 nt
Organism: Haplochromis burtoni (Burton's mouthbrooder)
Lineage: Eukaryota; Metazoa; Chordata; Actinopteri; Cichliformes; Cichlidae
Product: syntaxin-17
Exons: 6
Coding region: 406-987 (193 amino acids)
Biological process (GO): intracellular protein transport; vesicle fusion; exocytosis
Cellular component (GO): autophagosome membrane; endomembrane system; SNARE complex
Molecular function (GO): SNARE binding; SNAP receptor activity
Source: RefSeq, a predicted model, not a curated record